GGACAGCUAUGCGCGCGGCCCGAGUGUUUUGGCGGAUGUGAAGGACUGUGCGCAAAUGAAGGAUGUGAAGAUCUUCGGCUCUUAAAGAGACAGAGAGAUUUUCAAGAAGCAGUCCUGCUCUGUUAGAGUUGAUGAUUCAGCAGGAGAAGCCGUUGUCGGGCAUCAUGCCGGUGGUGUGGCCCACCCUGCUCGACCUCAACAGAGAUGAAUGCAAACGAAUUCUGCGCAAACUGGAGCUGGAAGCGUACGCUGGUGUGGUCAGUGCUCUCCGUGCUCAAGGAGAUCUCACUAAAGACAAGAAAGAGCUGCUCGGAGAGCUCAGCAGAGUCCUGAGUAUCUCCACAGAGCGGCAUCGAGCGGAGGUGCGCAGAGCUGUGAAUGAUGAGCGCUUGAACACCAUCGCUUAUCACAUGUCGGGUCCGAACAGUUCGUCAGAGUGGUCUAUCGAGGGUCGUCGUUUGGUUCCUCUGAUGCCCAGACUGGUUCCUCAGACGGCGUUCACUGUGACGGCUAAUGCAGUGGCUAGCGCUACAGCUCACCAGAACGCAUCGUUGCUCCUGCCCGCUGAAACCGGAAAUAAAGAAGUGGUGGUGUGUUACUCAUACACCAGCACCACCUUCACUCCUCCCAGCGCAUCGGCCCCCUGCAGUAGCUCCAGUGCAGCUGCAGCCGUUAAAUUACCUCAACCUGCAAGCCCCGCCUCCAACGUUGUGGUGCUGCCUAGCGGGAGUACGGUCUACGUCAAGAGCGUGAGCUGUUCCGAUGAGGACGAGAAACCUCGUAAGAGGCGGAGAACCAACUCCUCAAGCUCCUCCCCCGUGCUGCUGAAGGAGGUGCCUAAAGUGGUCACGCCCAUUUCUAAAACCAUCACGGUUCCUGUGAGCGGCAGCCCGAAGAUAAGCAACCUGAUGCAGAGCAUCGCCAACUCUCUGCCGCCGCACAUGUCACCUGUGAAGAUCACCUUCACCAAACCCUCCACACAGACCACCAACACCACCACACAGAAGGUCAUUAUCGUGACGACGUCUCCCAGCUCAAACUUUGUGCCCAACAUCCUGUCGAAGUCUCAUAACUAUGCUGCCAUGUCCAAGCUGGUGUCGAGCGGCGCGCUCACAGUGGCCAACCAGAGACAGACCAUGGUGAUAUCAGCGGGCUCCUGCCCCGCCCCGGGACCCAGUCCUGUUGCCGUGACGACGAUGGUGUCAUCCACCCCUUCAGUGGUGAUGUCCACGAUCGCACAGGGUGGCUCGUCCACUGCAGUGAAGGUGGCCUCCACGCGUCAGCCGUCUCCUAAAGCUCUGGUUGGCUCUCCGCCGCAAGUCCUGCAUAUUCCCAAACCGCACACACAGUCGCAGCAGACGGCCGCGGCUCAGUCGGUGUCUCCUAAAGCGAUGCAGGCGUCACCCGUGUCCUCCACUCAGAGUGCUGGCAUGCCACCCGGUGCCAAAUCCACCAUACAGAUCAAACAAGAGUCAGGUGUGAAGAUCAUCACGCAGCAGAUGCAGCCCAGUAAGAUUUUACCCAAACCCUCCAGUGCCGCACUGCCCAGCAGUAGCUCCGCCCCCAUCAUGGUCGUCAGCAGCAACGGCGCCAUAAUGUCCACCAAACUGGUGUCCGCUCCCACAGGUACUCAGACGACAUACACGCGUCCGUCGGUCAGUCCUGCUCUCGCCGCUCGUGUGGCCACAUCCCCCGCCGGCGCCACUUACGUCAAAACCACCAGCGGCAGCAUCAUCACAGUCGUGCCCAAAUCACUGGCCACACUGGGAGGAAAAAUCAUCACCAGCAGCAUGGUGUCCGGAACGACCACUAAAAUCACCACCAUCCCCAUGACCUCUAAACCCAACGUCAUCGUGGUGCAGAAGACCACUGGGAAGGGGACGACCAUCCAGGGGCUGCCGGGGAAGAAUGUGGUGACGACACUGUUAAACGCAGGGGGAGAGAAGACUCUUCAGGCGGUGCCCGGAGUGAAGCCCGCGAUCAUAACAGCGUCUCGUCCCAUCACUAAAAUGAUCGUGACGCAGCCCAAGAGUCUGAGCGCCGGUGUUCAGCCCUCCACCACCAAAAUCAUCCCCACAAAGAUUGUGUACGGACAGCAGGGCAAAACACAGGUUCUGAUCAAGCCGAAGCCGAUGGCGUUCCAGACCGCGGUUAUGAGUGAGCAGACGCGCCAGUUAGUCACAGAGACGCUGCAGCAGGUGUCACGCAGCACAGACGCAGGCCAGGAGGGGGCGCCGAAAGACGAUUCACCCUCAUACACAGAGAGCGGCCCAGCAUCUGCUGACAUCACACACGAAUCUCAGCCUGUAGUUCACGUGAUCACCUCCAGAGGGCAGGAGUGGACCGGAGAGGAAGUGUCUGUGGAAGCGUCUCCCACCAUCAUUUAUCAGGACCUGAUGGGAGAAUCACAAUCAGCCACAUCCACCAUCAAAGCCCUGCUGGAGCUGCAGCAGACCAGUGUGAAGGAUAAAGGCGACUCCAAACCACGGCAGCACACAAUUGAUCUGAGUCAGAUGGCAGUGCCCAUCCCGCUGCCCACAGAGAGGAGACAGUCACCAGAACCAUCCAAUCAGAGUGCAGCAGAGUCUGAAGCAGUCACUGAAUGUAUGCCUACAGGUAAAGCUGUGAUUGCUGCAGAGGCCUCUGGAUCCAGCAGUCAGAAUCAGACGGCAGUGAAGAGCAGCGCACCGUCACCCUCAACACCUGCACACGCCACACAACAGGAGCAGGUGGUGUUGGAGGAGGGCGGGUCAGAGGGCGACACGCUGGACCCUCAGACGGGUUUAUUCUACCGCUCAUCACUGCAGCCUGUGAGUCAAGCUCCUCCCCCUCUUCAACAGCACCGCCCAGCUCCGCCCACUCUCAGCAAACCUGUGGCCGGCCCUGCUGAAACAGCCACAUCCUCUAAGAGGGCGGAGCCAGCCACACCCAGACCAUCUGUUCAGAGAGAGAGACCCACCCCCUCCACAUCUCUCUCACCGUCUGCUGGCCCUCCACCCUCCGCCUCGAACCCGCCGCACACACCUCAGCUGCCCAAACUGCAGCAAGCACCCACGUCACACAACAGACCCAACACGCACAUGCAGCUGUCGCAGCCGCCGCCGCUGCAGGCGCAUCACCCCGUGGGCUCCAGCAAAACACCCGGCAGCAUUCAGGUGCAGCAGCCCAUAAUAACCCAGGGCGCCACGGUAACCAAGAUCACGUUUGGCGGUCAUCCGUGUCCGCCGGUGUCCAGCAGCGGCGAUGCGUCUGUAAAACUGCAGGCGGAGUCCAGCUCGAGUCUGACAGCGUCUGAGAAACCGUCCGUGUCAGACAUCCUGAAGAUCUCCAUGAUGGAGGCGGAGAUCGACCCGAGCGCUGGACACAUGCUCGUAGACUCGUCCAGUGACAGCGGUCCGCUCACCAAAGCUCCGCCCACCUCGUCUCUCAUCAGCAGCUCUAAACAGACGCACACACACGGACCGUUCGGCCGCGUCAAGAGUAAAGACGUGGACAUCAUACAGGUGAUUCCUCAGUACUCCAUCAUGCCCGACUCCAGUCAGUCCAAUGUGGUGGUGGAACCCAGCGGCUUUCUGGAGAUCACCGACUUCACCAGCCAGCGUCUGGACGAGGAGGCCGCCAUGGAACAGGAAGUGGACAGCAGCAAUGACGAGGGGGCGGCGGCCAGCCCCAUGGAGACCUGCGCUGACCAAUCGCAGUGAAGCGUUCUGACCACAGCGGCGUUCGGUUGUGAAGCGCAUACUCCUUUAGACUUGCACAUGAACUCGGGAGGAGUUUGAGAGAACGACCGGCGAAUCCCACUGGGAUGUAUAAGGACCGUCGGCAUUCUCGCACAGACGAAUCAUUUUCUAUUUGUUUAAUCAGGACUUUAGAGAAACAUUUCACAGGUCAAACGUGUGACAGUGACCGUACGGCGAUUUACUCUCUUCAGACUUUUGCGUUUUCCAGCGAAAUGUUGCGUUAUCCUGCAGAAAUACUGAUUUCCAGAUGAUUUAAGGAGCACUGAUUUCAGCCGAAUUCAUUAAUCACGUGCAGGAAAUAAAUUCAGUUUUUACUAGAUAAAAAUGCAACAUUUUUGAUAUCAGUCAUUUGGUUUGCAUCGGAAGAAAAACAUUCGUUCUUGAUAUCAACAAUGAUCAUUUUUACCAGUAUGAAGUGCAACUAAUAAAUCCAAAUGAUUCAUUGAAUUAAAUGCAAUUAAAAACCUAUCAAAUGAUUAAAUGAAUCAUUAAAUAACUCCAUUGUAUUCAGUUCAGAUUCGUGUCUUCAUGUUCACGGUUAUUAAGCAUUCUUUAUUGGAUGGUGUGACGUCACACUCCACCCCAUCUCGCUCAAAUCGAUACAAACCGGUGCUCGUCGAUUAUAGAGAUAAUUGAAUCUGUAUAAAAAGUACAGCACAUUUGUUAUUUCUAAAGAAGGGAAACAGAUACUUUAGCGCCGGUUUGGAGCGAUUCGGAGUGUGGACGUUACCGCUCCCGAAAACAUUCUUGCUAUAUCAACAACAAAGGUCAACAACAAAAUACAUAAAAAAAAAUAAAA
Xyrauchen texanus (razorback sucker) is the source of this 4539-nucleotide messenger RNA. Its product is annotated as BRCA2-interacting transcriptional repressor EMSY-like. Gene Ontology annotation, biological process: regulation of DNA-templated transcription. The coding region runs from base 132 to 3701 and encodes 1189 amino acids. Gene Ontology annotation, cellular component: nucleoplasm. The record is from RefSeq and is a predicted model, not a curated record. Lineage: Eukaryota; Metazoa; Chordata; Actinopteri; Cypriniformes; Catostomidae. The transcript is spliced from 21 exons.